CGAGCCAUGUCUGAUGCCUUAUCAGUCAUGUUUAGUCUUACGCUAUUGUAAUAUUUUUAUUACGAAUGUGAGCAAUACAUUCGUUAAAUAUAGAGAAAUUGACGACUUAGUUCGUAUUAUUGUUAUUUAUUAAACCGCAAUUUAAAUCAAAUCGGAUCUGAGUUAGACCCGGUUUUCGCUUCGUAAUAAAGAUGAACUCGACGAUUUGUCAUAGUCAGCGAUUGUACGAGUAGAAGACAACUGCUUUGAAACAAUAAAAGGAAAAUGCAGCACUUGUACGAAUGCACGUUAAAUCCAAUUCCACGAAGUGGACACAGAAUUGUGGUUGAUGAGAGGAACAUGUUUUCAGUAGGUGGUUACAAUCCAGCUAAUGUCUCUUCACAAACAGAUCCUCCAAAUGUAGUUGUUUUAAAAGAGGUAUGGAGAUUCAAUUUCCUGACAAAGAAGUGGAAACAAAUGGUGAUGAAAGGAGAUGUUCCACAGUUUCUGGCAUCUCACACAGUGACUCUUCAUGGCAACACUUUAGUCACAUUUGGAGGCAGUGGAGUUCCUUUUGGGGAGCAAAGUUCCAAUGAUAUACAUUUAGGAAAAUUGGAUCUCAACAUGGACACUGUCACUUGGAGCUGUCUCAGGUGCUCAGGUGAUAGGCCUGAGAGGAAGUACGGUCAUAGCCAAAUUACAGAGUGGCCCUAUCUUUACAUUGUAGGUGGGACCACUGGUUUUAUCUACAACAGUGAUGUUCAUCGGUUGAAUUUACAGACUUGUCAUUGGGACAUUCUGUUUGAUUCUAAGCAAAGUGGGGAGAAUGAUACUGCGUAUUGUCCUGAAGGAAGGUACCGCCAUGAGAUGAUCCUGUAUGACAACAAACUGUUCAUGUUUGGUGGAGGUCUUGCUAAUGCUGUUUAUCCAUUGGACAAGAUUCCAGUUUUCAGCUUGGAAACUAUGAAAUGGGAAGAAGUGGAAACUAAAGGUGACACACUCGCACACUCCUCUUCUGACACCAGCAAAGGUUACCCUUCUGCUCGGCGAUGCCACAGCUGCCUUCUUUUUGAUGACAGAAUGUAUCUUUAUGGUGGCCGCUGCAACAGUAGAAUAUAUAGUGACUUAUGGUAUCUACAACUGAAAACUCUUCAGUGGCACCACAUCCCUCUGAACAUGAAUGUCACCUGCUUUUUUCACCAUGCAGCAGUCUCUCAGAGUGGCUGCAUGUACAUAUUUGGUGGUGUGGUGUCAACUGACUCUGAAAGGGAAGAGAGAACCAAUGAGAUCCACAAAAUCUGGUUGCACAUACCCAGUCUCAAAGAAAUGGCUUGGCUGGUUAUGUCAGACUAUUUAACAUCAAGUCCUUCACUACCUACUCGAGGGGAGCUUCUAAAACUUGGAGUUCCCAGAGACUGUGCCCAGCGUGUGUGAUUGGAUAUCUUGGCUCAACCUACAUAAGGAAUUUGGGGAACGGUGGCAUGGAAAGGAAAAAAAAUAAUGCCAGCAAUAGGAGAUGCAAAGUGUUUACUUUGAAACUAAUUCAGCUCCAUCUACAUUUAUGGAAAAAUGAGAUGUAGUCAGUGGCAAGUGCAGCAUUGAGGAUGGCAUCGUUACAAAACUAAAGUCAAACCCAUUGAACAGUUCUGUUUGAUCUUUCUUGACAAGUAUAGAAUGUUACAUUUUCCUAGCUGUUUUUAAUAAUUAAUUUUCCCAGCUGUUUUUAAUAAUUAAAGACUAGUCAUAGUGUGCUGGACAUUAACCCACACCAGGGGGCCCUUGUAGCUAAGUAUUGGUGGCAGCAUUUUUGUUAACCUACCUAUUCAGUAGCCCUGUUAAAGUGAACAGUAAAAGCUUAAGCAACGUUAGUAAGAAUAAAUUUCAAGGGUGAAUGUAUAAGAUUCUCUGCUGCAUAGUUAAAUAAUAAAAGUUGGCUUUUAUA
Pomacea canaliculata is the source of this 1921-nucleotide messenger RNA. RefSeq names its product kelch domain-containing protein 10-like. Gene Ontology annotation, biological process: positive regulation of stress-activated MAPK cascade. Gene Ontology annotation, molecular function: protein binding. The coding region runs from base 265 to 1413 and encodes 382 amino acids. The record is from RefSeq and is a predicted model, not a curated record. Lineage: Eukaryota; Metazoa; Mollusca; Gastropoda; Architaenioglossa; Ampullariidae. The transcript is spliced from 10 exons.